Molecule: messenger RNA, 2938 nt
Organism: Lepisosteus oculatus (spotted gar)
Lineage: Eukaryota; Metazoa; Chordata; Actinopteri; Semionotiformes; Lepisosteidae
Gene: hmgcl
Product: 3-hydroxy-3-methylglutaryl-CoA lyase
Biological process (GO): ketone body biosynthetic process; L-leucine catabolic process
Molecular function (GO): hydroxymethylglutaryl-CoA lyase activity
Source: RefSeq, a predicted model, not a curated record
GUGGAAUAAUGUACAUGUGCAACACCCAGCUCCAGGGGUCCCGAGCGCUGGCCGAUGGCGAUGCGGGACCAGCGCAGCAGCAGCGGCGCUAAGUGUCACUGGGCUGCAGCUCGCAUCCGCUCCGCUUGAGUCUCCGGGGUUUAUCCGCAGGCACUCGGAAAAGGGAGACACACUGCUCGAGGAAAACAAGUUUUAUCGACACACACAUAUAUAUAAAAUAAAUCGUAGCUCCGCUUGUGCUUCGUGACCUGUUGGACAUAAUGGUUUGCGGAAGAUGGGAGCAAUUUGCACGCAGGCUGGCGUCUCCCCAGUGAAGUGUCUCCCAGAGAGGGUGAAGAUUGUGGAAGUUGGUCCCAGGGAUGGGCUUCAGAAUGAGAAGACCAUUGUCCCUGCUGAGGUGAAGAUACGGCUGAUUGACAUGCUUUCAGAGGCGGGUCUUCCUGUCAUUGAGGCAACUAGCUUUGUCUCCCCGAAGUGGGUCCCUCAGAUGGCUGACCAGAUGGAGGUCAUGCAGGGUAUCCGCAAGCACCCGGGAGUUAGCUACCCUGUCCUCGCCCCCAACCUCAAGGGCUUCCAAGCUGCCGUGAAGGCAGAUGCCAGAGAGGUGGCCAUUUUCGGUGCCGCCUCAGAGCUCUUCAGCAAAAAAAACAUCAACUGCUCCAUUGAGGAGAGCCUGCAGCGCUUUGAGGAGGUCACAAGGGCGGCGCAAGAGGCUGGGGUGCUGGUCAGGGGGUAUGUGUCCUGUGUGCUCGGCUGCCCCUAUGAAGGGAAGGUCAGCCCUGAGAAAGUAGCUCAGGUGGCCAAGAGGAUGUACUCCAUGGGCUGCUAUGAGAUCUCUCUGGGUGACACUAUCGGCGUGGGCACGCCUGGCAGCAUGCGGGAGAUGCUGUGCGCGGUGACCAAAGAGGUGCCCGUCGACGCCUUGGCGGUGCACUGCCACGACACCUACGGCCAAGCUCUCGCCAACAUCCUCGUCGCGCUGCAGAUGGGAGUGAGUGUGGUGGACUCGUCAGUGGCCGGGCUGGGGGGCUGUCCGUACGCUCAGGGGGCCUCCGGGAACGUGGCCACAGAGGAUGUUGUCUACAUGCUCCAUGGCCUGGGGAUCCAGACGGGGGUGGACCUGCAAAAGCUGAUGGAUGCUGGGGCCUUCAUCUGUCGCUCUCUCAACCGCAGGACCAGCUCCAAAGUGGCACAGGCCUUGUGCAAAUUGUGAACCUCAUCUCCCCCAUGCCGCCAGGGGGCGCUGUUUGAGUUAGAGAGGACUCUUCGCACCUCUACACCCAGCCUUGGAACAGCUUUCGGAACCUAGUCCUUUACAUGGGCAGCCUCAGUUCUGAAUUCCUCCCCCCUUAUCUGCUGUAGAUUGUUUUAUCCCCCAGGUCUGACAGGACAAUGUGCUCACAUGGACUAUUGGAAUAGUCUUCUAUGUAGGGCCCUUUAGUUUUGAAUUUUGCAGCACAUGGAUGAAAUCCAGCAGGGUUUUCACACGUCUUUGACGGAAGGUUUUAGAAUGGCAUUAAACGCUACUCUAUUAUCAAGGUUAAUGAAACAUGAUCGAUUUAAAUGGUAUUAUUUUGAACAUGGCCUUUCUUAAACUUUCAGGUGAGGUAUAACAAUCUCUGCGUAUCCAUGUGGGAGCAGCUCGCUCGUGUGUGGGACUUUAGGGCUGAGGCUGUCCCUCAGGUGUGUCCACAGUCGGCACCCCUUCCAGUGACUUUCAGGAGCUGUGAGCUGCUGAAUAUCUGAUUGGUUCUGAGAUCAACAGGUCCCCCCAAACACCGAACUACUGAAUGAAAUCUGGUGGGAUCUCAGCGUCUGUAAAACCAAGCAGAAAGCACUAUUGUGCCGAAAUGAAGAUAACGUAAAUUUACAGUAUUCAUGUGGCAGAAAAAAAUAAGUAAAACAGGACUCACUCAAGGUUAGGUUCACUAAAUGGUAUGUGAAACUCAGUUUUCUUUGUAGAUGUCUGGGCACAAACCACAGGUAAGAUGUCCUCUUGAGAAUGUAAGUGAUUAACCUUACCUGUUGUUUCGACACUAAAAGACAGCGGUUGCUACAAAUGGUCCCAGCAGAAUCACCAGGGACUGGAGCUGCAGUGUGAAGCACGUAUUGAAAAGUAAUCGCGUGUCGUGAUCUGAAACUUUAUGCGUCGUUCUGUCAAGUCUGAAAUGCAGACGUGGUCCGACAAACCUCCCAGAGCUCAGAUCUUACUCUUGCAAAUGUACUGUAUGUGUGUCGGUGUACUGCAGUUAAGCUUUUGUGCUUCUUUAAAUGAAAGCCCCGAUAAAUGGAGGAACUCUGUACCCUGGGCUUUGAUCUUUUUAAAUCAGAGUGGCUUAAACCGUCCAUGAAGUGCUUGCUUUUUUACGCCUGAUGUAAUUCAGUAACAAUGUAAUAUUUUUUGGACGUGAUAUGUAUCGAAGUGCGUUUUUCUCUGUGGUUCAAAAGGGCGUGUGUAGUCUGGUCGCUCAAGCAGCUGUCUCAUGGCUUUCUAGUUCCAGGGUUCGAUUCAGCAGGACUGCCUUCUGUCUGGAAUCUGCAUGUUCUUCUUCUGCCAGCUUCUCCCACCUUCCAGAGACAAUGGCUUGGUUAAUUGGUCCCUGUCUGCUGGUGUGCAUUUGCCCAGCAUGGAAUUGGCAUCCAUUCCAGCAUUCCUCCUAAUUUGAACCCUGUUCUUCAGGGACAGGCUCUGGGUUACCAUGGCCCAUACUGGGAAUAUUUGAUCUUCUGAAAUGGGCGAUUCCAGUUGAAUUUACUUGUUUUCUGUGUAAUGUGUAUCAUGUGCCAUCCUGUAUUCCAGUGACAGUCCCGCAGCGUAGUGCAAAAGGGAAUGAGUUUGUCUGCUCUCAGCACUCUCAUGUAUGUGUAUACAGAGUUUUCUUUACAUUUAUUUAUUGAUUUUUAACCAUGAUUAAAAUAUUAUAAUAAUUAAUCUCGA